AUGUUACUGACUUUAACCAGACUGGACAGCGAAAAUGCGAUCUUCGAGGCCGUCUUUGAGAGAUAUUCAGGCCAACAGGCAAAUGCAGAGGGUUUGAAACAAGAUCUAGGAAUACAUGUGCGUUCAGACAACGAGAUCGAAGUUAAUCUUACGCCCCCGAAUAAUGACAGAAACAAGCCCGCAUUUCAAUUCGAGAUCAAGCAGUCGCUUACGUGUUUAAGAUCUUUUGCGCACUACAACUAGAACUCAACCACAGGCUUUGUUGUCUGGUCCACCACACCGUUUUUCUUGGAUUGGCUGUUGUAUUCUGACAACGGACGUCGCUAAGCUCAAGGCUCAAAGCUUUCAGUUAAUGAAACAUCUGAACAGCUAGAAACACCCCCGAUCUUCUGUAAUACUGAUGUCGGAAAUAUCUUGAAGAAUUGCGUUCUUGAGCCCGGUUCCGGCGUCGCUGGUAUUCUUCCAGUGGUGUUGGCGAACCACGUUGACAAGGUAAUCGCUACGGACCAAAAAGCCCUGAUUUCUGGGCGCAGCAAAAAUAUCAAAGACAAUAUCGACGAAAUCACGCGACGUUCUGUCAAAUCAUUUACUAUGGGUCUAGAAAAGACCAGAAAGACAGAGCUUCGUGUGGACCUUCAUUUACUUGCACUCGAUCGGGAACAUUUCGACGCUAAGAAUGAAAAAGAUUUGCGUAUCCUACUGCCACAGGACUCCUCAAUUUUUCACGUCUUCGCCAUGGAUGCGAUCUACAAUGUGUAUAUCUUAGAUCCAUUCCUGCAGACCCUGUCGAAAAUCAUGAAGCUUUAUUCCACCAAAGGCCACCAAGUGAGGUGCAUCACGGGCAUACAAUUGCGAGAACAGGGCGUGUUAGAGCAGUUUCUUGAAAAAGCCGUCCUUGAGUAUAAUCUCAAGGUGCUGGCUCUAGAGGAUCACUCAAUCCAAGGCACGAGAUUCGGCUUUUACUAUAUAUCAUGA
This is a messenger RNA of Lachancea mirantina, 975 nucleotides long. Lineage: Eukaryota; Fungi; Ascomycota; Saccharomycetes; Saccharomycetales; Saccharomycetaceae. The record is from the annotation of a GenBank genome assembly.